Molecule: messenger RNA, 5223 nt
Organism: Porites evermanni
Lineage: Eukaryota; Metazoa; Cnidaria; Anthozoa; Scleractinia; Poritidae
Source: the annotation of a GenBank genome assembly
AUGUUUUUAUCUUGUCGAAGACUGCCAUCAAAUGAAAAGAACGAAGUACGUGGUUUCGUUAUGAUCGCUAGUUGUCCGUUGUCCUGGAAUGGUACUGAAACUGCGCGGGCGUGUAUGUCUACUAAUUAUUCGUCUGAUCUUCUUUUCGCUUUGCCAGUGGUAGACAUAAUGACGAAUGUGACGUAUGCCAACAUCUACUGCGCCAUGUGUCAUAACAAGACUUACGACAUUUUCUUUUGGAGUCUCUUUAUCGUAAAUAAACAAAGUAGUUUACCAUCUUUGCAAGAGUUCAAACCUGAUUCAACAAUCUGGGAAGCCAGGCCAGUCGGAGAUGUAAAAAAAUGUAUCGCAACGCCAGCAGAAACCUUCAGAAGACAUGAAACCGAGGAGAGACACCUUUGCAAUUUAUACGCCAAUAGUAUUUCCGUACAUAGGCCAAAACAACCGCCAAAACUCUUUAAAAAUGCACACUGUGCAAUUCUAGAAAAGUUCAAUUUAUCUGAUGGGACAUUAAACUGCGGAAUUAAUCUCCAUGGGCGUUUUCCUCCGACACUGAAGUCGGCGUUGUUCGUCUUUUCCACUAACGCAAAACCAGAGGCUGUAUGGAAAAAGGGAAACAAUGUUUUCUUCGUUAACUACAGUUGUCAGAUAGGAGAAUUUUAUGAUCCUUUUAAACGAAAAUGUCUUCCAGUCCACUACGAUACCAACUUAACAAAAACAACAAAACACAAAGAGUGUUAUGGUCCUCGGUUUCGACCAGCCGAGUUCACUGUUUUGAAUAACAAUUCUGUUUUUAUUUUUUCUUACAAAAAGAUUUACGACAACGACAGCUACAUUUUGGCAAACAGGUCUUUAGCCCUUUGCUUAAACAUUUCACGUCUCUACAUGUUCACUAAACCUCCAAAAACAACAAUACACAUCAAGAACAACAAAAAACAAGCAGACAACAAUAAGCCUCAAGAUGAAGGAUUCGCGCUUCGUAUCAUCACUUAUGUGGGUUUUUCGCUGUCAUUUAUCUCUCUUCUGUUUUUGUUACUGACGUAUUUCAUGUUUGCAGAGCUGCGGACCUAUCCCAGUAAAAUGGUGAUGCAUCUUUCUGUGGCAAUGAUAGCCAUGAAAUCCGUUUACUUUGCUGCAGACCCAGAUGUUGUCUCUUCUACAGUUUGUGCUGUGAUGGGUUCCCUGUUGCAUUACUUUAUCUUGGUAGUAUUUCUGUGGAUGAGCGUUAUCGCCCACAACGUUCAGCAAACGUUUUCAAACUUGAGUGAGUACGACUUCAUGUGUACAUGUUUAAUUAAAUCAAUUUAAUACCCACUGGGGCUCUUUUUUAGACCAAAAACUGAAUUUUUUAAAGGGAAAUGAACAAAAACCAAUCGUUAUUCAAUACAGUACAUUGUGAUUCACGAGUAUAAUUAACAUCUUUUAACGUCUUGAAAAUUGUUAAGUGAAGAUGUCAGAUAAUUGGAAUGAAAAAAAAUUUAAAAUUUACGAAGUCCGUAUAUUUAUUCCCUUGCAAAAUUCCCGGUUACAGUUGUCAUUGCAAGAAUCACUUGUGGAUGAGUUUAUGGUCAGAGAGGAAAAAAAGUGGGGAUUAUGCAUCUCGAGGGCAGGAUCAUUUUAGGGUUGAUUUGGCGAUCAUCCCAGGUCUUGGGAUCAUUUUGGGGCCGGGAUCAUUUCAGGGCAAUUCCAAUAAUUCAGCACUCAGGACUACACACUACCAACUCUGCGAUAUGACCAGUACCUUACACAUGCGCACAGCCAUGUCACUGCUGAUGAGUCCUAGUGAGGACGAAGCCGCUGUCCGUGGCUGUCACUGCCCGGGUGCGUAUAAGUAAGGUACUGGCCAUACUGCGGAGUUGGUAGUGUGUGUUUAAUUUUAGUACUGAAAUUGGUAGUACAGAACCUCAGUAACGGCGCAAACGAGUGUGUGAGGAAAUGCACGUCUUACUAGGGAGCAUGAAAUCCAUGUUACUUAAGUUUUCCUUCCUAAUUUUAUUUCAUAAAGCUUUGGACAACCGAAACCCUUUGGUGAUAGCUGGAAAGAGGAGGGCAUACAUCCGUUACAGCAUAUUCUGUUGGGUGAUGCCAGUCAUUGUCGUUACAGUAUGUGUGCUUCUGCAGCUGACAACUACUGGGAAUGCUACAUACGGUGAAAAUAACUUUUUGUCAUCUCUCUUAACCAAUUUAAUUUGGUCGUUCAUGACUUCAUUGAAAUCUCCACGAGAUAGGGAAUAAAUCUGAAAAAUGCACAAACACAUUUUUUAGCCUCUGUUGGGAGGACUGUAAUACCUAGGGGGAAUUUGAAACAUUACUUAUACAAACUAUUGGGGGGAAAACAUCGGUUUAUUAUGGGCAAUGAGAAAGUGGUGAAUGCUUGCGAAAUAUUUGUACAAGCAAGAAGGCUAAAAGUUUAUCAUUAAAGGCAGUUGGCAAGAGGAUAUGAUGGUUUUGAAUAAUUCGUUUGGGUUUUGGUCAAGUUCCUGUUCUGUGGAGCACAAAUUUCCAACUAUCCAACUCUCUUCUAGCAUGCACUAGACAGUUUUAUAAACUUUUCCUUGUGUGCAGCAUGCGCUGUGUCGUUUGCCCAUCACUUUCAAAACUAACGAACCAGGUGUUACAAGCGCCAAAUACACAAACAUCUGACAGGGUCUGGCGUGCCAAUGCAACCAUAAAGGGGAAAGUGCCUUGCGUAAUGCGACUGACGGUCCUUUUGGAAAGGUCACUUUGUUCUUCAGAAGCUGUUGAUUUAUUUUAAUGACUUUAAUUAGCGUCAUAAUAAAGGUGACGACGUGAUUUAACCUGUACAAGGAAGCUGCAUCACCUGGACGAUCGGUAAUAGUUGAGGAAAUCAAUAUUAAGAAAGUAAUUUUUAAUCCUGCAGGAAACGAAGAUGGCUGUCAACUGUCUCUUCCUGCUCGAACCUACGCAAUUACGAUUCCCGUUUCGGCCUCAAUUCUUUUCAACAUCGUUGCUCUGAUCCGCACUGCCAUUGCUUUGAAACAGGGAGGACAGGUAACCAAUUUACGAGUUCAUAUUAAGUAACAUUCAUUGAUGAACCUUUAAUGUCGAGAUGCCACAGCCAUUUAAUGAUUGGACGAAACUGAAAAAACUCUGAUGAAAAUUGAAGGGCAUUUGCAUGGAAGUGAGACUCACCAAUAGAGCAGCGGUUCCCUAACAUCUCAAUGCCCUGAAGGGUACCUACAAACAUCCACCCCGCUUGAUUAUAAGUAUCUCUUAAUUCUCAGAGCCUAACACAAUUUGCAUCGAAACCUUUUUGUCUUUUCUCACUUCAGUGCAUUUGCUCAACAAUUCAUUUAGUUGUUGGUACAUGAAUGUGAUCAAAAGCCAAUAUUUAAUUUAUAUUGGUCAUGUUUGCCGUUGUCCAAACACUACGCUGGCAAAGAAGACACUGUUUGCGAAGUCGAAGCGUCAAUACCAACGGGACCCUUGGAUAAAUAUAGCUAAACUAAUUAAUGUCUCUAUUGAGCAAGCAAAGAGGUCUACGCAAGAUUAGAGUGGCUUCGCUGCAUUGUUUGACCGCCAAUGCAAGUCCGUGGUAACAUGAUUACUGAUUGGAGGAUUAAACUGUACUGUACUGUACUGUACAGGUGCAGUUAUUAAAUAUAUGUUCCUAAUUACUAAAUGAAGCUCGCAACCUGAGACCGUUGUUGAAUUGAUGUUACUGACCAGAAGAGCUUUUUGCAGCAAAGUCCGCACGAGCUGAGUCGAAGUUCCUUCCGACAGCAAUAGAGAGAUUAAGAUUUACGUUUACGGCAUACGGCAAACGGCAAACGUCAGUUGAGAAUUUCUCAGAAUAGAAAAUAAGCAGAUAAAAACAGUCCAGAACGAUUCUUGUGGACAAAACUGGCAUAAAACUACUUAUUUUUGUGUAGAAACAAUAAACAGUAAACGAAAAAUAAGGAGAAAACUUUGUCACGUGGUACAAAUUCACGUUUGCCGUUUGGCGUAAACGUGAAUCUUAAUCUCUCUAAUAAUUUAUUUUUCCUUUGAAUUUUAAGACAUUCCUCAAUGGCUUGUUGCCACAGUAUUCAACAAUGUCCUUACGUUUUAUAAAAUCUGACAUUACGCUGAUCGGUUAUAGGGCAAUGAGGUGACAGCAAAUCAGAAAAAUCUUCCUUUGAUUGUUCUGAAAUUAACAGCUGUUGUGGGAGUCACGUGGAUCUUGGGAUUUGUCCUGGCUUUCUAUCCAACCCCAUAUUUGGAAUAUCCGUUUGUAAUAAUCAACAGCUCUCAAGGUUAGUGACUCAAAUGUUUGUGAGUGAAGGGAUGACUGACGAAAUUGCAUUUGCCAAGUUACAACGCAAUUAGAUGGAAAUAUGAGUCAGUUCGCAAACUAAGGCCGGGCCACCAAUCAGGGUCUUAAAUAACGGUGCGAUCAUGUUUACUAUGAUUAGGAUAUAGGGGAGGAAGGGUGGUUCAGUGGUGAGAGCACUCGCCUCCCACCAUGCAAUGUGGCCCGGGUUCAAGUCCCGGCGUCGACGCCAUAUUGGGUCGAGUUUGUUGUUGGUUCUCUCCAUUACUCCGAGAGAUUUUCUCCACUAGGUACUCCUUUUUUCCCCCCUCCUCAAAAACCAACAGUUCCAAAUUCCAAUUCGACCAGGAAUCAGGUAGACGAUGAACCACCAAGUGGACGCACUACCUCUAAAUCAUUAUUAUUUAUGUAUUUAAUUUUAUUUUAGUCUCAGUUCGGGUGAAAGCAACCUCAGGCUGAUUUAGCAACAGAACGGGAACGUCAUUUGACGACUGGAAAGCUCGCGGAAAGGACUAAAUGCGACAUCCAGUGCCUAAUUUGCCGCUCUGCCAUUGGUUAAGCCAGUUGUUUGAUUUGCGCGCGCCGUCGUCAACUGACAUUCCCGUUCUGUUGCUAAAUCAGCCUAUUGAGGGUGUUGGUACGCCUCUGGUCUUGUCUUUCUUAUCCUCCUCUAUGUAUCGGAGGAGGGUAUGAAAAAACGAACAAACAAUAAGGGGGCGUAGUCCUUGGUUGUACAAUCUACCUUUCAUAGGCUGAAUGGAUUUAAGGGACCAAUACACACUAAUACUGGUGUCUGUGUCUGACGCAGGUUUAAUUGUUUUCAUUCAGGUUUGCUGAUCUGCAUGUCAUUUGUAAUGAGGAAGCGGGUGUUUAUAUUAUACAAACAAAAGUUCAUUGUUGGACCACAAGACGUGCCAGAAGCAAAAAAAGAUGAGCCACACCCAGGAUGA